AUGCUUCAUCUGGACAAGAUAAUUGAGGAUGUGUGUAAGUGCAAGAUCAUUCCCGAAAACGAUAUUCAGGAGCUUUGUUUUCUUGCGCAGGAACUUCUGAUUCAGGAGUCUAACAUCCAAUUGAUUGACCCUCCAAUCACCAUAUGUGGGGAUAUCCAUGGCCAAUUGCACGAUCUACUUCGGCUGUUUCGCAUAGCCAAAGAGCCGCCCACUACAAAAUACCUGUUUCUAGGAGACUUUGUUGAUCGAGGGUUCUACUCUUUGGAGACGUUUUUGUUGUUAUUAUGCUACAAGAUACGAUAUCCCGAUAGAAUAUACUUGAUCAGGGGCAACCACGAAUCGCGUCAGAUCACCAGUGUUUACGGGUUCUACGACGAAUGUAUGCGCAAAUACGGGUCGGCGAACGUGUGGCGGUACUGUUGCGACGUGUUUGACUAUCUUUCGUUGGGGGCUUACAUUAUGAGUGGAACCAACAGUGACGGGGGAGUUUUGUGUGUUCAUGGCGGACUGAGUCCUGCCAUCGAGACGAUCGACGAAAUCAGUCUUAUAGACCGCAAACAAGAGGUUCCGCACGACGGUCUGAUGUGCGAUCUGUUGUGGUCAGACCCGGAAGAAAACAUACCUGCCUGGGCAGUUUCUCCGCGCGGAGCCGGGUAUUUAUUUGGAUACACCGAGGCAGAACGGUUCUUGUUCAAAAACAACCUCAGUUUGAUCGCUAGAGCGCACCAGCUGGUCAUGGAGGGCUAUAAAGAGGUCUUUGACGGGGGUCUUGUGACUGUUUGGUCUGCUCCAAAUUACUGUUAUCGAUGUGGUAACGUGGCGGCCGUCUUGUCGCUCGACGAUAACCUCAACAGGAACUACACGGUGUUCGAUAGCAUUCUGCAAGAUUGCUCAGAGAUUCCGUCGAAAAAACCGGUCGCAGACUACUUUCUCUGA
Molecule: messenger RNA, 936 nt
Organism: Ogataea philodendri
Lineage: Eukaryota; Fungi; Ascomycota; Pichiomycetes; Pichiales; Pichiaceae
Exons: 1
Coding region: 1-936 (311 amino acids)
Biological process (GO): peptidyl-serine dephosphorylation; double-strand break repair via homologous recombination
Cellular component (GO): cytoplasm; nucleus
Molecular function (GO): protein serine/threonine phosphatase activity
Source: RefSeq, a predicted model, not a curated record